UCUGAAACUGCAGAUUGGCUUGUGAUACUUACUGAUAUAAUAGGCUGACCGAUUGUCAACGGCAUGGCGUUCAGGCGAAUCUUGUAUGUGGUUCUGAUGGUUGCUCUCAGCGUAGAUAUUGUUACAGCAAUUAAACCACAAUGCUCAAAGUGUCCAUCGAAGUGGACUCUCCACAAUGGCAACUGCUACCAUGUGUUCCUCAUUGGCAAGACCUUCGCUGAAGCUGAGAAGCACUGCCAGGAGUUCACUAGAGUCGGUCAGGGUCACCUGGCGUCCAUAGGCAGCGCCCUGGAGCAUGAUCUGCUCUUCGAGAUGUGGAAGUCAGUCCGUGGGACAACAAAGGUUGGCAUGUGGAUCGGCUUAACUGACAAGGCAAAGGAAGGGAAGUUCGUCUGGACGGAUGGGUCAUCGACCAACUACGCCAAAUGGGACAAUGGCCAACCCGACAACUACGCUGAUCGUGAGCACUGUACUCACAUGAUGAUAGAUCGAAGCGAUGGCCGUUGGAAUGACCUCAAUUGCAACCAAGUUUACUCCUACAUGUGCAAGAUUAGCCCUACGGAGUAAAUCGACCCCACAAUGGACGACCGCGGAGAUGCGUAAGAACAUAUUUGCAACAUCAGACCUGAAGCCCUUAUAACGAUGCCGAAUCGAGGUCAUCUGCUAUGAUCACCAAACAGUCUUACCAAGUUGGACACUAACCAACAGUUUCACUACCAAACUAAACGGGUGAAUUUCAUUGUGUAUAUACUGGCCGGUUACAUGAUAAAAAAGAAAUCAAGUGUACUUUCAUGGCUUAAACGUUCAUGAUACUACAUGCUUUCAAGUUAAAUAUUUAUGUAUUCAGCUUUUGCUCGUUAAAACUGGUGUCCAGUUCAUUAGUGAGAACAAUUUCAAUAAAGCUCAAAAGCACCAGUGACCUUAUCUGCUGGUUUAAACGUUUGAGAAUGCUGGUUGGUUCUACGUUUAAGCCGUAGUCGUAUCUCCACAAACUAAGAAAUCCACGAAUCGCGUAAUUUUGGAGUGUUUCUCAGAACUACAACGCACAAAGAAACGUUUAAAUAUUUCUGUCG
Molecule: messenger RNA, 1073 nt
Organism: Patiria miniata (bat star)
Lineage: Eukaryota; Metazoa; Echinodermata; Asteroidea; Valvatida; Asterinidae
Product: alpha-N-acetylgalactosamine-specific lectin-like
Exons: 1
Coding region: 64-567 (167 amino acids)
Molecular function (GO): signaling receptor activity
Source: RefSeq, a predicted model, not a curated record